This is a messenger RNA of Arachis duranensis, 902 nucleotides long. RefSeq names its product protein LURP-one-related 12. Bases 105 to 737 code for a protein of 210 amino acids. Lineage: Eukaryota; Viridiplantae; Streptophyta; Magnoliopsida; Fabales; Fabaceae. The transcript has 2 exons. The record is from RefSeq and is a predicted model, not a curated record.
CAUCGCUCAUUUGAAUUAUCAAUUUAUUACCGGUUUCUCGUAAGAAAGAGAAUUAUUAUAUAUUAUUAUUAUUAUUUUAAUUAAAUAAUAUUAUUAUUAAUAUUAUGAAGGAAGAGUUUGUUGUGCAAGAAGAGUACGUUUCAGGAGAAGAGAGGAAUCUGACGGUGCUGAAAACUUCACGGUUCUUCGCUGGCGAUGGCUUCACCGUCUACGAUUGCAAGGGCCAACUCGUUUUCCGAGUUGACUCUUACGGUCCUGAUGCACGUGACAAGGAUGAGCUCGUCCUCAUGGAUCCACAAGGUCGAUGUCUUCUCACCGUUAAACGAAAGAGACCGAGUCUUCAUCAACGAUGGGAAGGUUUCAAAGGAGAAAGAAUCGACGGCGAUAAAGCAUUGUUAAGUAUGAAGAGAACAUCUUUAAUCGGACGGUCACGAGCGAGUGUUAUAGUGGAGGUAUACGAUAAGCCCGGUGUGGAGUAUCACAUCGAAGGGUGCUUUUCGCAGCGUUGUUGCAAGAUCUAUAACGCAGCGAAGAAAUUAAUGGCUGAGAUUCGUCGAAAGGUGGACUCCACCACAAGUGUUAUGCUUGGGAAAGAAGUCUUCUCGCUUUACGUGAAGCCUGGAUUUGAUGGUGCACUUGCCAUGGGAUUGGUCUUGGUCCUUGAUCAGAUCAACGGUGAGAAUUACUUUGAAAGUGGAACCACGGAGUCUCCGGUGCACCCUACUACAGAAGAUUAAGAUUUUGCAUUUUCUCUCCUUUUCUUUAAAAAAAGAAAUAUUUGUGUUUGAUGUAAUUGACUAAUCUUUUUUUGAGGUGUACCUUUUAUUGAGUUCCACCUUUGCCAUCUUGUAAAUUUAAAUUUCAUGUGAAAAGGAAAUAAAGAUGAAAUAUACUUGUAUCAA